Molecule: messenger RNA, 1893 nt
Organism: Dioszegia hungarica
Lineage: Eukaryota; Fungi; Basidiomycota; Tremellomycetes; Tremellales; Bulleribasidiaceae
Exons: 5
Coding region: 1-1893 (630 amino acids)
Source: RefSeq, a predicted model, not a curated record
AUGCCGCUCCACGAGCGCCGACCUCAGCUUCUCAGCCUCAGCAUCAAGUCAAGCUCUGCGAGCUCGAGCCAGAACGAUGAAGUUCGAACUCCCCUCCCUACCUCUCCAUUCGCUUGGAACCAGGCGCAGGCGCCUCUUAUCAUGACCCCCGACACACCCUACUUUGACAUGUCGUCCGUCGGCGGGAUGUUUACUGGCAAGGAACAGGCCGUAGAGAUACGCCAGGAGCCCAUCGGCAAGGAGGCGGAGUGGACGGAAGAGGAGGAUGAUGUGCUCUCCAGUUACCUCUCUCGACCCGCUGCAUCUCGCGCCUACCCGCCCGGUACCCUUCCCCCCUCGGAUCUCCUCGACAGCAUGACCACCCAGAUCCUCUCGCGCCUCUCCCGCUCCUCUUCGAUCUCCUCUCUGUCGUCCGCUUCGUCUUCCGACUCCGACACGGACAUGGACUCGGACGACACCAUCACCCUCAAGCGCACGUCGGGCUGGUCCCACUCCUGGUCUGCGACCCGCGCCCGGCUCUUCCGCAUCGCCCGCCUCGAAUCCCGCGAAGCCCUCGGCGGUCACACGCGCAACAAGUCGGAGAGCAUGGUACCUGUCAUCAUGGACAACCUGGUGCUUCCCAAAGGAGCUGUUAUCGGCGGUGCCUCCAUGAGCAGGCAGCUGAACAGCAUGGAGAACAUUCACGGGGCUGAGCAGACCAUCGAUGGAGCUGUCAAGCUUUCUGGUGCUCUGCAAGGGCAGGCUAUGUCCGGUUCUUCUGUCCUUCACUCGACGCAAGACCUGUCUUCCCCGGUCGCGUUCGAAUUCGGUCCAUCUGUCUUCUUCUCCGCUCAAUCUAGCGCCUCAACCUCGUCCGCCCCUGCGCCGAGCCUGGUUCUGCCUCGGACGGCAAUCAACCGCAAACUCCCACCAUCCUUCCCCAUGUCAAAGGGUCUUCCUCGCCCAUCCCUCCUUCAGCGUGGUCGGUCGUACACCGGAGCCGACCUCGCUCGGGAGCGCGGCCACUCUCGGGACACCUCGGUCAGCUCGGACGACACCAUGGACGGCGAGGACACCCCGGUGGACUCGCCCAUGUCCUCGGGCAACUCGCUCUCGGCUUUGCCUCCUUACGUGAGACCCUCUGUCCGACGUUCCGCCACCAGCCCUACCGCUUUCGUUUUCCCCCAGCCUCAGCCAAUGACCGCCAUUGCCGUCUCGCUGUCCAGGCGUGGAUCGAUUGAGCCGGACCCAAUCACUCCCCUCAAUCAGACCACCUUCCCUCAAUCCGCCAUCGGGUUGGGCAAUCGGGUGCUCACUGGCAUGUCGGACGACUCGGACUGCACGCCCAGUGCCACUCCCGCCAUCACCCUCACUAUGACCUCUCCCGUCGCGAGCCCCUCGCAAGGCUCUGGGCCCCACCUCGCACCCUCUUUUGACUUCCCCGCAACAGAAUUCGCCAAUCUCUGCAUCGCGACCCCAGCUCCCGCCGCCAUCAAAACCAACUCGAGCCACAUCCGCCGUCCUACGCGGCCCGCUCCCCUCACCCGGUCACUAUCCGAAUCCACCUCGCUUGCCGGUCUCGCGUACCCCAAUCCCGCCCAGCUGCCGAGCAGCACCUCCCACCCUUCAGGCCUCAACACCCACCUCGGCCCCACGCCCACGGUAACUCCCAUCUCGCGCCCGUGCCUCGCCAUGUCGACCAUGGAUGACGGCUCGAGCGGCUCCGAGAGCACGCGCGAGACCAAGCGGCAGCGCGCCAUGCCCUUCGCGGGUUCUUCAGCAGCUGUCUUCCGCCCACGCCUCAACCCCGGUCUGACCGUCGUCGUGCCCAAUACGGGCCUCGGUGGAAUGGCGAGCGACGGACUCAGGAGCCCAUUCGAGCACAAGGCACCGGGAGGGGGUUUGAAGAUCUGA